This is a messenger RNA of Anolis sagrei ordinatus, 364 nucleotides long. RefSeq lists its product as uncharacterized. Lineage: Eukaryota; Metazoa; Chordata; Lepidosauria; Squamata; Anolidae. The record is from RefSeq and is a predicted model, not a curated record.
CGCCGUCGCCAGCUGAGGGAAGAGCCGGCUCCUCCUCCUCCGUCUUCCCCCCUCUGUCCCCUCCCUCCUCGCUCAGUCUCUCGCCGGCUCCUUCGCGCCCUGUAUGCUCCUCCGCCGCUGCCGCCGCCCUCCUCCGGCUCCUCCUCCACCGCCGCCGCCCGUUCCCUCCGGCUCAGCUCCUCCUGCCCACGGCGGUGGCGCCCUCAGCACCCAGGCUGUAUGAUCAGGCUACAGUCUUCAAUGAGUAACCAUAUUCCUCAGUUCUGUGGUGUUCUUGGUCACACAUUUAUGGAGUUUCUGAAGGGCAGUGGGGACUACUGCCAGGCACAGCACGGCCUCUAUGCAGACAAGUGAACUGUAGAAA